UGUGGUGCUGCCGCUCGGCUGGCGGUGCUGUUCGGUAGCCAGCCAGCUAGUCACCGGAGCUCCGUAUAAAUUAUCACAUUUUACUGUGUUUGUCACCGACCUUAGGCUGGUGUUGCGUGGCCGCUGACAAACACAACAUGCGGUUGUCGGUGCGUAAUGAGCGGCAGCACACGUACACCUAGCAUCAAACAGCGGGUAGUUGUGCCAAGCAGCGGCUGCUAGCUCGCUAACGUUCGGCAUCUUUUUUUUUUUUUUUAAUUUAAACCGACAACGUUAACCACAUCAGCCGUCAUGUUCGCUCCGUCCUCCGGUUUGCCUGCUUUAGUUUGCUGCGGUCUCGCUUCCCCCCUCGGGGCAGAAAUAACCGUCGGUUAGAGCCCCCCCCCACCAGCUAAAGAGCAUGACCCCCACGAAGUGAGCUAACGGUGCUGCUGUUAGCGGCUAACUUAGCCGGUGAUGCUAGUAGCAGAGUCAGUCCACGCCGCCCGCAGCUGAAGUCAUGUCCGUCCCAUGGAGCUGAAGUGUUCCUCGGCUUGCCGAAGAUGACGGGCCGCCUGAGCCGGGUUUUUGUGCCUCUGUCUGCAGGAGGCGGAACAUGGCAGGCGAGGAAGAGCGGAACAAAGACCUGAGUGCGCACAAACUGCUGGGCGAGAAGGUGCUCCGCGAGCAGAAUGGAAGGAUCGGUAUAGUGCGGACUCUCCACAGCCCGUUGAAAACCCAGACCACACUGCAGAUUCAGUCCAUCACCCGCUCAGAAUGUGCUGGCUCCUGUCCAAAUCUGACGAUGAGUAGGAGCGAGCACGCCGACGCGAGGCCCGUCCCCGUGGCCCUCACCCCCCAGCUCCCCCACAGAGCUCACCGGCCCCUCUGCAUGUCGGUCUCCUCCGACAGCAGCGGACGCUUCAAAGCUCUGGAGACGCAGGAGUGGAAGAACAACCUCAAAGCUCAGAUGGAGCAGGCCCACAGUGCAGGAGCUGCCAGCAGCACAGGCUCUCUGGAGCGAGCGUCUCUGUUCUGCGCCUCGGCUUCCACCACGGCGUCCAGCUCCGGCCUGUCCAGUCCGGUGGAGAUCCUCAACAAGAGCAAGUCCUCCAGCCGUUUCUCUCUCUUCUCUCCGCCCUGGAACAGCAGCUCUGAGUCCGACUCCAACCCUCCGUCCCGUUCAGGUUCCAAGAAGCUGCGCAACUACAGCCGGAGAGCUGCCACGGGGCCGGCAGGAGCCAGGGGCCCCGAUACGCCUGAGCCCAAACCCAGCGGCCCCGAACACUUCCAGUACUCUGAACCCGUCAUCUCCAAGGUUACGGACUACAUCUAUGUUGGCAACCUGAACGCGGCAUACAACGGGCGCACCCUGUGCCGCAACAACAUUGACAGUAUCAUCGACAUGAGCAGUGUGCCCGGAGAACAGGGUCCCAGCCUCAGCCUCAUACCCUGCACCUGCUCCCGCGGCACCCGACACAGCUGGUCCCGCCUCAAGGUGGACAUCGGGGACGUGCCGGACGCUCUGGGCGACGGCCCGGCCCUAAAGCAGCGCUGCUUCGAGGACAUCAAUGAGUGCAUCGACGCGUCCACCGAGAAGAGGAAGCGUGUCCUGGUCCACUGCCGGGACGGGUUCUCCCUGGCGCCGACGUGUAUCAUCCAGUACCUGAUGGUGAAGCAGAACAUGAGGUUGAUUGCCGCCUACGAGCUGCUGAGGGCCAAGUACCCGGUCAACAUCAGGGAGUGCCACCAAAAUGUGCUGGUAAGCCUGGAGAGGGCGCUGCGGCCCAGGGGCAACGUCGACCCCGAGUGCUUCAAACAGGCCAUCUCACGCAAAGUGGCGUGGACCUGACUCGGUUUCCCAACACGCUCGGCUGCUGCUUGAGGCUCUUUCUUCAUCCGCCCUCCCACGGUAUUUGAUAUUUUCCUAGAAGCAUCCAAGGGCAGCUGCACUUUCCCCUCUAGACUGGAUAUUGUUGUCCCCACUUGAGUCCAGUGGCUGUAAAACUUAUGAAUUUGAUGUAUUUCCUCUUCAAACCUGUAAAUGUGACCUGGCUGUGAUGCCCCCCCCCACAGAACAGGAGACGCAAUAGACUUCACUGUAAUGUAUACAGCUUCUGGGUAUAACGAUGUAAUAGUGUUGGCUGUACAGUUGAUAUAGUCCGGCUUUAGUUCUGUGCCAUGCCGUCAUGGUGAUGUUUUAUAUCAGGGGAAUCUCUUAACGGGACAUCUCAGGAGAAUAUCGAUGUCAUUUCAUUACAGGGUCGGAAAGUACUCACGAGAUUAGUCUGCGGCCGGGUUCGCUCCUGGAAAUAAAAUGCAUCUUGGUGAGCUGUUCGUAGCACGUAGGGUUUGGUGAUAUGUUCGAGAGGGUUGGAAAGGCCACUAUCAGUUUAGAUGAAUCUCGAUCAAUCGUUUUACGUAGAUCUGCCCCAACCGAUACAGCCCUUUGAGGCAGAGCUUUGAUUUCGUGUUGUCAAAACAUUUCAAUUGAGGACAGGUGGUUGAAUGAGCCGAACUUAAGCGUGACACCUCAAAGUGUGCUCCAGUGGUCUGUUAUU
Xiphias gladius (swordfish) is the source of this 2540-nucleotide messenger RNA. RefSeq names its product dual specificity protein phosphatase MPK-4. Gene Ontology annotation, cellular component: cytoplasm. Bases 596 to 1831 code for a protein of 411 amino acids. The record is from RefSeq and is a predicted model, not a curated record. The transcript has 4 exons. Gene Ontology annotation, biological process: protein dephosphorylation; negative regulation of MAPK cascade. Gene Ontology annotation, molecular function: MAP kinase tyrosine/serine/threonine phosphatase activity; protein tyrosine/threonine phosphatase activity. Lineage: Eukaryota; Metazoa; Chordata; Actinopteri; Istiophoriformes; Xiphiidae.